CGUUUUCGAUCGUUGGACAGGACGGAUCGUACGAUAGCGGAAGCACCGCGUACACCGCAUCCCGUGCAACGUACGCGAUAGCAAGGGCGGUCUAAUUCGAGCCGGGUGACGGUAAGCUUUUAACGGUAGCGUCGCUACCAUCACCACCAGCUACACCACCACCACCAGCAUCACCACCACCACCUCCGACGGCAACGAUAACCACCGGAACGACGAGUCUGGUGGCAGAGAGGCUGUUGCUCGCUCAGUCUCCUGAGCGCGUAGGCUCCCAAUACACCACCGACACUGCUCCUCUGACCCUUCAAGGCGCCCAGUCAUAGCAGAGGAUCAAAAAUGUCGGAGACGGAAGAUAUCCGAGCGAUAGUAGACGGCAAUGAUUUCCACAGUAUCGUCGAGGGAGAGAGCGGAAGAUCCAGCUCGGUGGACUAUUUAGACACCUACGAGGACAUCCCUAAGGAAACUACAAAGGAAUUCGCCGAGACUAAAGAGGAAGAUAUUAAGAAGAAAGAGGAAACGUUCGCAGAGAACGAGAGAAAAUCGAUCGAACUAGAGAAGAAAGAAGCCACGCGACCAGCGUGUUCGAGCAUAGAACAACCGGCGGCGAACGAAAACAACAAAUCCGUUGGACGGGAAGAGAGGACAGGUAGCACCGAUGGACGUAACGAGAACCUGCCAGCCGGUGAGUGGAAUUCGUUGCCGCUACUGGUAGAGAGUCUUCGUGCGGCGCUCGAACUCUCCCUAGGGAGCCGUCGCGACGACGAGACCUCUGCGUUGCCCGAGGAUUCCGGCAUCGACUCUGAGGAGGACUUCCGUAUACGUGGCUCGAUGGAACAAGCGCUGGGUGGUAACAGCAAAGAGCCAGAGCUUAAGAAGGACUUGAAGUUCCUCGAGGAUCUCUUAUUGUCCGACAUAGAGACAGCUUUGUCGCGUCUCAGAGAAACUUUAGAAAGAAUCGACGUGGCUGCUUUAGCUAGACACGGUGCGGCUUCUGAUCCUACCAGCAAGAUACAACUGCUACGUCUGGUGUCCAGUUUGUUGUCCAGACUGCAAGUGCCCGAAGAAGUACCGGAGAAGGUUACGGUUUUACCAUCUACCUCGUUGAGUCGCAGACGUCGUGGGACCAGGCACACGAUAGGAGUCUCUACCGAGGAAUUAGCUCGCGCGAGGAAGUGGUUAGAGGAAGAAAGGAACGGUUACCAACGAGACGAUGUGUUGACAAUCGCGAGGGAACAGAAAGACUUAACGUCCCCUUGUAACGUGGCUGUGAAAUCAGAGGAGAUCCGCGACAAGUGUAUCAAAGACGCCAUCAAUCAGCGUCAAUUGUUAGAGGACAAAAAUAAGGAGAUCAGAGAUAAUUGUGCGUACCGUGGGAUCCAACAGCUGGAGCCUGGGAUCGAUAAGGUUACAGGAGAGUCUGAUAUGUACCAACCUCCGUACAGGACAAACGGUAAUUAUAAAGAGAACGAGAAUAACAGCGAGGAUAACGAGGAAAGGUCUCGAGUGAGCAAACUAGCCGCUGCGCUCAGACAACGCGCCGAAUUGGCUACUUCCGGUGUUGGUAAGUACGGGAAUAAUAAAUUCAUUGUGAAGAAAUCGAAGAUCAAGCGUGCGAAUACUAUAGACAUACCGAGUUAUUUGAAGCUUCAAGAGAGUCUCGGUCACGAAAGCACCGGUUGCGUUUCCCUCCGGAGACCCAUCAACGUGGGCGACAAAGUCUCCUUCAAUUCCAUCAACGCUAUCGUACCUACUUUCCAACCGAAAACGGAGAACGACAGAAAAUUUCUGGCUCUGAUAAAUAAGAACAACGAGGCUCCAUCGAGCACGCCUGUGGUUCCCUUCAAAAUCAAUGGGAAAACAAUGGAUAUGUCGUCGUUGACUAACGAGAACUGGAACAGCAGGUUCUCCAACAUCAAAACGAGCUUCGAUAAAUCAGCUAUGCCCGAAGACAGAGGAAACAAGAUGUCUCUUAAGACUCGUGCGAAUAAAAUGUUUCCAGGUGCGUCUGAAAUGUGUUCCGACUCAAAUUCAAAUUACAGCGUCCCUAAGACAGACUCUACGAUCGGAUUUCGACACGCUCCAUCGUCCCCUUUCCGGAAAAUCGAGAAACCGUCUUCGGUGUCCACGUCGAAGGUGCCCCCGGCUUAUCACCGGCCAAAGAACGCUCCAGUUCCGACGAAUACAUUGAAAGAGAAAGCCAGAAUGAUGUUCGACCGAGAAAGCGCACAACCGUCUUCGAGAUCUACCAGAGCGGAAGUGGAUUCUCAGGAGAAGCAUGGAUUUCCUCGUCCACCAUGGCUGGAUCAUGAAAACAGAGCAAACGGUACGGUCACGGAGAAUGGAAAGUUAGAUUAUCGUUCUUUUUGCAAGCAGUUCGCUCCGUUCGUUGGUAAAUCUUCGUCAACGGACUCGAAGAAGAUGGAGCAACGCGAGAAGAUUCCUGGAGUGGUGGACGGUAAGAUUUCCUUCAAAAUCCCGGACAAACACGUACAAGUUCAUCGAUAUUCACCGAAGCGUAGGGAGUCGAAAGAGAAGUUCGAACCGAUAAGAGGUGCCAUGGUAAAACUUCAAGAGCGUGGACGCGAAGAGAUGGAACGAUCCAAGACGAAGAAUUUCACGGAUACCACGUUGCGUGGCAGUUCUUCGGUGGCUGUGCAGACUGGAAUAAACGACGAGCACCAGGACGAGGGACGUUCUUUCAGAGUGGUCCCAAGGAUCUCCAAAGGUACGAACUUGGUCUAUAACAACGUUUCCGUCCAGACUUCAGGAGACUUGGAAAGGCCAAAGAUAUCGGUCAGUGACACCGAGACUGGAAAGCAAUGGAAACCUGGCCACUAUGAACACUCUGAUUCAGAUCAGACCUACGAGGAUCGUCAAAGAUUCAUUUUAGAUCAUAAUCAAAAUUAUCACACCCUGUCCAGUGACCCUGAGAUCAAUGGCCCGAUGAUGUCUGGCAACGCGCGUCAGGUUGCAGGUGAACAGAUCCUCGCGGACCCAGUGCCCUUCCAAGAUUACCAGAAACCAACUGAAGAUCCUGAGACCCGUGAGUACCCAUCCUCCUUUGUCUCUCCUAAUUUAUACGACUACAAUCAACCAGACGACGCUCUGGACGCGCAUGAUCAAAAGGCAACAGACUGGCCUAACGAAGCUUCCACUUUCCCAGACGACGAAAACAUUCAGAACCAGGAUAUCAGCCCUGAAGUGGGAAUCGUGACGAGAUACACCUGCGCUAUAGCUACAGUCGCAUCCUCUGUGGACAGUCCCGAGCCUCGUUCCGAGGAAGUGGCGGUGGAUACAUCCUCGUCCCCGUCUCCUUCACAGUGGUCCUGCUCCAGAUCCAGACCACCUACCAACGAGAACACCACGCCUGAAGACGAGAUUCGUCGGCACAACUUGUUGCAGCAGAGUCUCGUUCGUCGACUGCAGAACGAAGUGACAUCCUUGAACGAGCCACCAGCUCGUUAUCAGACCUCGAGUUACGCUCAGCAUUUGACAGUGAAUCAAUCUAAGAGCUUCAAUCAUCCUGCAGGUCAGAGUCAUCAACGAAGCUUCGACCAACCAGCGAACUUUGAUCAACCUGCUGGCUCUCAAGGAGCAAACAGAUACGGUCAAUUCCUAGCGCCUGUUCCUCAAAAGAAGCCAGAACCUCCUGCAACGCAUUCACCGGCUCCAAUGACCGUGAACAGAGUGAUUGCUCUCAGGGAAGCCUACGAGCAGACACCCAACAGCACCCAACCGAAACCUCUUCAGAAAGAACGCUCUCCGAUAGCAAACGGUGCGACUCACAUCGACUCCAGCGACGAGUAUCUAGUCUCUUGUGCUACUAAACCAUCAAGAUCCAUCGUCCUCUCGAAAUCAGAGUCCUGGCACCAGUUAGCCCUGUCCAACAGUCAGUCUCGCGCGACUAGGACGAACGUUCAAGCGUCGGUCUCUACGUUCUCACACGCUGCUCAUCCUAAACCACCGAAGCCGAGGUCGCCAUCCUCUCAGAAAUUGAGAUCCAAGCAAUUCGAAGCUUCCUCCAUGGCGGACAGCGUGAAGAAGAUGGAGGAUAAAAUCAGGCAGUACUUCGAUCAACCAGACCCUGUGGAACAUAGAGAUACUUUGAGAAACAGACGUUCACCGAGAUUAGCGAGCAAAGGAAUGGUUGGACUGUCCCGCAGUCGCACCAUGCCUGGAUUGUCCGAUGAAAAGCUACGUCUAUCGAUCCCGGCUACUCAACAGGCACCUCUGUUGAACGUUAACACCGCGGACGUUGAUAAAGUGUUCGACGACCUGUUCGAGGAAGCCACGAGGACCGACAGCCAGUGCUGAUCGAACUGGAUGCUUCUUCGUCUACGCGUUACACUCGACACGGUGCGUAAUCAGGAAAUUCGUCGUGUCGAGUUUCUUUGGCUGAGACUGAUUCCAGGCCAGGUUGCUGAAAGACUGUUCGAAUAAUUUCUCGUCGCUGAUCACUGCGUCCUAAUGGUUCGACGGUACCACGUUUUUCUUUUCUUUAUCAUAGCUUUAUCGUACGCACGAAGUGGAAAGAACGACGAGAGAAACAACCUAGGAAGAUCAAUCGAAGUAUCGCCGUUGCGACAGACUCGGAAGAUCUG
Osmia bicornis bicornis is the source of this 4598-nucleotide messenger RNA. RefSeq lists its product as uncharacterized. The transcript is spliced from 5 exons. NCBI's taxonomy places the organism in Eukaryota, Metazoa, Arthropoda, Insecta, Hymenoptera, Megachilidae. The coding region runs from base 334 to 4311 and encodes 1325 amino acids. The record is from RefSeq and is a predicted model, not a curated record.